Molecule: messenger RNA, 2094 nt
Organism: Colletotrichum truncatum
Lineage: Eukaryota; Fungi; Ascomycota; Sordariomycetes; Glomerellales; Glomerellaceae
Product: Cellulose synthase 2
Source: RefSeq, a predicted model, not a curated record
AUGUCGAAACCAUUAAAAGAAAUGAGCAACUUUGACAAUUUACUGAGUGAGAAGGAUGGGUCUCUCAAACGUCCCUCUCCCAGCAAAGCAUCAGAGAGCUACCAUGAAUCUCGACUAAACUCACCUACGACAUAUAGCUUCAGAAAUGAUAUUGUGGACGAAGAUUCGGUUUUCAUUGACCGCACUCCUGCCGUCAAGGAUCAAGAUGUUAUGUAUAUUGCUCCCUGGCGUCAGCAUGUUGCUCGCUUGUUCUUUAUGACAAACCUCAUCCCGCAGCUCCUUUCAUUUUGGGGCACUCAUAUCCAAUUUCGGACUCUCUACCACUUUGGAAAUGAGAGUAAUCUUUCUUCGAGCCGUCUUGUCCUGGCUUGGGUUUUUGUGGUAUGGGAAGUAUCCUUGGCAGUUGAUGGCAUUCUUCAAGUCAUCAUCAAGUCUGGUGCUCUCACAGGGCGAUGGCAACCUCACUUACGGUUACUAGGCGAUAAUGUACCGUCCGUAGAUGUCAUAGUAACGGUGUGCAACGAGCAAAUUGACAUUGUCAAAGACACCGUGCGCGCUGCGCUGAGCGUCGAAUAUCCGAUUAGUCGCUUCCGGGUUAUCGUUGCCGAUGACGGAAGGUCUAAGUUGUUAGAGGAAUGGGUGUGCCAACUGUCCGACGACCAUCCCAACCUUUAUUACACUGCUCGCUCCAGACUUGGAGGUUGGAAAGCAGGUAAUCUGAAUGAAGCCGUCAAGUUUGCUGGGUUUUUGCCAGGCGGCGCUGCCGAGCUCGUAGCUGGCCUCGAUGCGGAUAUGAUUCCAGAGCCGAGAUGGCUCCGUUGCGUCACGGCUCACAUUAUGCGUGACCGGAGAGUUGGAGUCGUAUGUCCAGCCCAGCACUUUUACAAUGUCCCAAGUGACGAUCCUCUUUUCCAGAGCAACAAGUUCAGUUGGUACUGUCGGGACCUUGUAUGCGGCCUGGCUGGCUCUGGGUUCAACCUUGGCUCCGGUUGGGUUAUGAGGCGGGAGGCAAUUGACGACAUCGGCGGAUUCCCAACCGAUGUUCUUACUGAGGAUAUCACCAGCUCAAUGAUGGCUAUGGCCGAAGGCUGGAAGACAACCUACGUCCCUGAGGCCCUUCAAUGGGGUCUUGUGCCUGACACAUACGCCGCCCACAUUAAGCAGAUUGUCAGAUGGUAUAUCGGAGGUUGUCAGAUGGCUAUCAAAUUUGGCUUCUUUCUUUUGCCCUCCCGAACCAAAAGUCAGACACCAAGGCAGGUUUUAAUCGGAUUCUCUCAGGGAUUGAGUGUGCAUCUACGCACUCAGAUGGCUACCUUGAGUCUUAUUCUCGCCGCAGUUGUGUCCAUGACCAAUGCUGAUCUCGUCUACUGGCGUGAUCUCGCGGAAAUGCGGAUGUUACUGCGGAUUCACUGUGGUAUUGUCGUUUUUCGCUGGUUGCACGAUGUUCACCAAGCCGUUCUAUCAGGCUAUCGUGCAGCUAUCUGGGAAUCCGCUCAAUAUUUUUAUCAGGCUCCAUAUGCAACAGUAGCAUGGUUCAGAUCAUUCAUUCUUCCCAGGAGUCUAGGUGGUAAAACAACCACCUUUACUCCAACGGGCAGCAUCGGAAAUGUAUAUCACGAGCGCGAUCCCGACCGAAGGGCUCCUUUACUUAAGCGCCUUCAGCAUAUAAUUAUUGGCUGCGGUGCGUGGGUCCAUUUGCUCAUCGUUGUUCUUUUUGGUACUGGAGCUUAUAUGCGCUGCUCUCGGGUUUUCCGUGAGCAUUCCCUCGUGGUUCAUGACGAACACGGGUUCGAAAUUCUAUGUGUCCGGCUUCUUCGGAAGGUUGCUUGGCCUACACAUCCAUGGGUUCCCACAGCGUUGGCCUGCUUCACCCCGAUCAAAUAUGCCCUUUACCCACCACAAAUCCCUGAGCGACACAAGUUGCUGGGCAAGAGAGGAAGGAAUGGAGCACGUUAUCCCAUUCCCGAGGUCAUGGGAAAGGUCAAGCGGACACCCUUUGCAAUUGGGUUCAUUGAGCUAUACACCCUGUUUGUAGCAUACGCUGCUCUUGUAUUUGUGGCUACUUGGUGGGUUGACAUCAGUGUUUUGGAAUAG